AUGAAUGCUGUGGAUGAGUUAAAUCUGCGCCUUGGCAUUGGGCCACCGCGACCGCGUCUCCCUAUUACACUGCAGCGCUCUGGAUACAGCGCAGUGCGGCAGCUUGGCAAAGGCAGCUUUGGCAAUGCAUACCUCGUUUUUCAUGCCGAACGCAAGCAGCUCUACGUUGUGAAGCAUGUGAACAUGGCAAACAUGACGUCGCGGCAGCGCAGGGAUGCUCACCAGGAGAUUGUGGUGCUGCAGCAGCUUGAGUACCCAAACAUUAUCCGUUAUGUGGAGUUUUGCGAGGAGCACCCACACCUGUACAUCGUGAUGGAGUACGCUGACGGCGGUGAUGUUUACACGCAUCUGAAAAAUCUCAAGAGCAGCGUUUGGGCGCUUGGCGGCGGCGGUGUCGGCGGCGGUGGAAGCAGCGGCGGGCUGACGGAAGAGCAGGUGAUCAGCCUCUUUGUGCAGACGACAAUGGCAGUGAAAUACAUGCAUGACCGUCGUUUGCUGCACCGUGACAUCAAAUCUCAAAAUGUCUUUCUCACGAAAAAUCAUGUUGUGAAGUUGGGCGACUUUGGCAUCAGCACCGUACUGGUGAGUACCGUUGCCAUGGCUCGGACAAUGUGCGGUACGCCGUGCUACUUCUCCCCGGAGCUCUGCGAGGGAAAGCCCUACAACAACAGAUCCGACGUCUGGGCCCUCGGAGUACUGCUGUAUGAAAUUUGCACCACGGGCCGGCUGCCGUUUGAGGCGACAACGAUGAAUCGACUGAUGGAUGAUAUUUGCCGCAAGGAACCACGCCGCAUCCCCGCCGGCUUCUCCGACGAACUCUGGGAACUCGUGUUGUGGAUGUUGAAAAAGGACCCGCGACAACGCCCUGACGCGGGGCAGAUUCUCCGCUCCCCUGUGCUGCUGCGGGCCAUUCCGAAUAUUAUUAAGAAGCUCAGCACUACGGACGGACGCUCCGAGGAUGAAUACAGGCGUGUUCUCUCAGGGGGAGCCACGCCACCACCACCGAUUUGCCCUGCUGUCGGACUGCACCCCAAAAUUGGAAAGGAUUCCGGUGGGAACUCACUGUUGCCGUCUGGUGGUUCAGCUGAGAUCGCGUCGGCUGCUGCUGCUGCAGCGGCUGGUCCCCUUGGUGGCGCACCGAAACGCAACAAUGAGUCUCCUUUCAGACUUGGAAAUGCCUUCGAUGCGGCCAAGGAUCGUCUUGGGGGCGUGCUGGGGGAUCUGGCCAAGCAGCGGGGGCAACUGCAACAGUUGCAACAACAGCGCGAGGACGAAGAGGCUCUGAAAAGGGUGCUGCCCACAAACCAGCCAAUCAUCGGCGACGCCUUCGGGUACAUUCCCGCUCUACUGCGGGGAAAACAAAACUACAACCAAAAUGAAGGCAACAUGGAUGACAAGAGCAAGGCUAACAACAACAACGAGGGAAGUGACCACACUGACGACAUCCGGAAUUAUAAUGCACUGGGUAGGCAUAUGCCCAGUAAGGAGAAUAAGGUCUUUGCGCAGGACGACCAUCACCCCUUGGCAGGCGGGGGUAAUAAAAACAAGAAGAAGGAGCCCAACCCUUCACUUAUGGGUGCCAACGCAGCCGGAAAACCGCAGAAGAAGCCGGUUAAUAACCUGCCCCUGCAUGAUCUUUUUAUUAUUUACGAUGAAAACAAAAAACGCAUUAUCAAUGAACGGGAGCAGCAGGGACGUGCAAUGCGGAAGCCCAUGAAUUACCAACCCGCUGGGGUGUGCCCCUUUCGCGGACGACCUGCCGUUGUCGAAGCCAAUGCAGAUGGCGGGGAACAAAGCCAAAAGAUCCCAUCGGCGUUGCGUCCCAUUUACGAUAAUGUCAAAGCACUCCCCCAUGCAAUUCCAAAGACAGAGAAUCAAUCUAUUCCGGCCCCUAGCGUCGCUGCCCUUGACGCUGCUAAAGCAGCAAGGAGACCUCUACCGUUAACCAGUUUGGAGGACCAGCACCAAUCUAGCAACAGAACGGAGGCUAGGAACGAUGCUGAAGACAAUGAUGACAGCACGCUUGCCGCCAAUGAACCCAAAGACGAUCUUGCGUUCGUCCUGCGGGAGAUGACACAUCAUCUCGAGUCUGUUCUUAGUAGUGCUGUUUUGACAGAUAACAAUUGUGAGACUAGCGGCGUAAAAGGGACACCGUGGGCGAAUUCGUCUGCGGCUACAUCCUCUGCUGGCGUGGAUCGUACAACCAUCUCUCCUUGCCCGACAACAGAGCUUAAUCCGGACGAGGUUGGACAGGAGUUCUCAGAUGCAAUGGGUACUACGCUUAACGUCGAGGACUUGCAGAAGCCCCCGAACAAAACUCCUAUUUCUUCCGAAGGGGUCAAUGGCUUUGCUGAAGGUGAUCGCAUCUCGCUGUGCAUUUCGCGUUACGAUGAGGUGUGGCCCCCUCUUGGUGCCCCAGUGACGCCAGCACGAAUUGCGGCCUCUCCGGUAAGAGGGGGUGAAAAGAGUGAGGGAGUGAAUGCCCGACCAUUUUGUGACAUCUACUCACCGAAACCGGGGGGGUCAUCUCCGCCGCGUAGUCUGACUGCUGAUGCAGCCGCGGUCCAGGGAGUGGGGGCAGCAUCAGUAACGGGAGCAGCGGUGGAGAGGGGGGAAGAAAGAGAGGAGGUUCCCUUAUUCACCGGUGGGUGUCUUUGCGAUGGGGUUCGCUUUACUGGCCUAGCUUCCACCAUCUUUGGCAGCUUUGUGUGCAAUUGUGUGGCGUGCUCAAGGUUCUCUGGGUCGAUGAUGGGGGUGGAGUGGCUGCACCUACCGGAUAUAACAUUUGAGGGGUUCUUCACUGAAAUCUCGCCAGCAAACUCAUCCUUGCCCCCACCCCCACAACGACCCCAAGUGGUGCCAGCGGAGGUCCCUGCGGGGGCUGGCAUCUCCGCCGCGCAGGCACUCACAAAGACUAACCCAUCAUCCACGCUGAAGAACGACGCGGUGACAGCUGACAAUGCCGACACCGCCAAAGAAUCAGGAGGAAGCGGCGACACCGGAAGGGUGAGUCUUCCACAACUUUUGAGAAAGUUCACGCUGGAGGUGCCAAUGAUAGACGAAGACGGUGUCGAAGGAAUGGGGGUGUAUGCGGUAUACUUCUGUGGCCGCUGUGGCUCCACCAUUGGAAUGGACCAUAGCGAUAUUGAUGGUUGCAUUAUCGCCAAGGCGGUGCUCUCAGAUGCAAGUUUGGCCAUAUUGGAGUCAUUUCAACAGACGAUGCCGCUUGGCACGGAUGAAGCGCUCCUUCCACGAAAAGCCUAG
Trypanosoma rangeli is the source of this 3264-nucleotide messenger RNA. Its product is annotated as putative protein kinase. The coding region runs from base 1 to 3264 and encodes 1087 amino acids. The transcript has a single exon. Gene Ontology annotation, biological process: protein phosphorylation. The record is from RefSeq and is a predicted model, not a curated record. Gene Ontology annotation, molecular function: ATP binding; protein kinase activity. NCBI's taxonomy places the organism in Eukaryota, Euglenozoa, Kinetoplastea, Trypanosomatida, Trypanosomatidae.